GGAGGGAGGUUAAGCCCCAAAACAAAAGAAACAUGAGUUACAGUAGACGCUGACACAACCCACUCACUCCACUGUACUAUACCACUCUACCCUUCCUAUUUCAAAAUCAACAAAAUGCUUCCCCUCCUUACCUAAUUUCUUCCUUCCUUGCUUCACCACCGGCGGUCAUUUCCUCCAUGGCCUCUAUUACCCUCCACCUCUCAACUUAUUUCUUUCUUUUCCUCACACUUUCUGCUACCGACCAACACCGCCAGACGACCUUCAUCGUUCGAGUUCAACACGACGCCAAACCAUCAGUCUUCCCAACUCACACCCACUGGUACGAUUCUACCCUCGCUUCUGUAUCCGACUCCCAGAUCCUCCUUUCUUCACGUAUUAUUCACACAUACGACACCGUCUUCCAUGGCUUCUCUGCCAAGCUCUCCGCUCUCGAGGCUUCCAAGCUCGAAUCUGUUUCUACCGUACUCUCUGUUAUCCCCGAACAAGUUCGUCAUCUGCACACCACUCGUUCACCGGAGUUCCUGGGCCUCAAGACGUCCGACAGUGCCGGCUUACUCAAAGAGUCUGAUUUCGGCUCGGAUCUGGUUAUCGGAGUGUUGGAUACCGGGAUUUGGCCUGAGAGACAGAGUUUCAACGAUAGAGGCUUAGGCCCUGUGCCGGUUAAAUGGAAGGGAACUUGCGUUGGUUUCCCAUGUAACCGAAAGUUGAUUGGAGCCAAAUACUUCUCUGCCGGAUACGAAGCAACAAACGGUAAAAUGAACGAAACGUUGGAGCACCGCUCGCCAAGAGAUUCAGACGGUCAUGGAACUCACACAGCUUCAAUUGCUGCUGGUAGGUAUGUUUUUCCGGCCUCAACUCUUGGUUAUGCACGUGGUGUGGCUGCUGGAAUGGCACCCAAAGCUCGUCUGGCUGCCUAUAAGGUUUGCUGGAAUGCUGGUUGCUUUGACUCCGACAUCCUCGCCGCCUUUGACUCCGCCGUGUCAGAUGGUGUAGAUGUCAUAUCCUUAAGUGUUGGCGGCGUUGUUGUGCCUUACUACCUUGACGCAAUUGCCAUCGGUGCUUAUGGUGCUUCCGACCACGGCGUUUUUGUCUCAGCUUCUGCCGGUAACGGUGGCCCUGGCGGACUCACUGUCACUAACAUAGCACCCUGGGUCACUACUGUAGGAGCCGGAGCAAUUGACCGUGACUUUCCCGCUGAUGUAAAGCUAGGAAAUGGUAAAUUGAUUCCUGGUGUAAGCGUCUACGGUGGACCCGCAUUGGCGCAACACCGUCUCUAUCCGCUAAUUUACGCGGGGAAUGAAGGUGGAGACGGUUACUCUGCUUCCUUGUGUCUGGAAGGUUCUCUAGAUCCUAAAUCUGUCAAGGGUAAAAUCGUGUUAUGUGAUAGAGGCAUCAAUUCUAGAGCUCAAAAGGGGGAAGUUGUUAAGAAAGCAGGCGGCAUUGGUAUGAUUUUAGCAAAUGGAGUGUUCGACGGUGAGGGUUUGGUUGCCGAUUGCCACGUCCUGCCAGCUACAUCAGUCGGCGCAUCCUCAGGCGACGAGAUAAGAAAAUACAUCAUGUCAGCUUCGAAAUCCAAGUCACCCCCUAAAGCCACUAUUAUUUUCAAAGGAACUAGAAUAAACGUCCGGCCAGCCCCCGUAGUGGCCUCGUUUUCGGCACGUGGACCUAACCCAGAAUCACCCGAGAUUUUAAAACCAGACCUUAUUGCUCCAGGACUCAAUAUUCUUGCAGCCUGGCCGGACAAAGUAGGACCGUCUGGCCUUGCAUCUGAUAACCGCAAAACAGAAUUUAACAUAUUAUCGGGUACAUCCAUGGCCUGCCCUCAUGUUUCCGGUCUAGCCGCACUGUUGAAAGCUGCCCACCCAGAAUGGAGCCCAGCUGCAAUCAAAUCAGCACUCAUUACAACUGCUUAUACAGUGGACAAUCGAGGGGAAACAAUGAUAGACGAGUCCACUGGAAACUCGUCCACAGUAAUGGAUUUUGGGGCGGGUCAUGUCCACCCACAAAAGGCCAUGGAUCCUGGUUUGGUAUACGACAUUAGUUCAUAUGAUUACAUCGACUUCCUGUGUAAUUCCAAUUACACAACCAAAAACAUCCAAGUGAUUACCAGGAAACACGCAGACUGUAGCCGUGCAAAAAAGGCGGGUCAUUCUGGGAACUUGAAUGUCCCGUCUAUGACGGCUGUUUUCCAACAAUAUGGGAAGCAGAAAAUGUCGACACACUUCAUCAGAAGCGUGACAAAUGUGGGUGUGGCGGAUUCAGUUUACAGCGUGAGCAUAAGGCCACCAAGAGGGAUGAAUGUGACAGUGGAACCAAUGAAGCUUGCAUUCAGGCGGGUGGGGCAGAAGCUUAACUUUUUGGUGAGGGUGAAAGUGGCAGCAGUAAAGCUGUCUCCCGGGAGUUCGAUGACGAAAAGCGGGUCAAUUGAGUGGUCGGACGGUAAACACGUUGUAACAAGUCCAGUGGUUGUCACAAUGCAAGAACCUCUGUGACUGCCUGAAAUAUAAUUCAACUUUGAUGUUUGAAGAGUGGUUGGUUGGUUAAUUAUGGUUGCUACUAGAAUGAAUGUAUUUAAAUCAGAAAGAACCACGAAUAUGUUUUUGUAUAAAACAUGUGAUUUGAUUUGGUGUGUGUUAUUAUUUAUAAUAUGACCAAGAGUUUUAAUA
Messenger RNA from Helianthus annuus (common sunflower), 2666 nucleotides. RefSeq names its product subtilisin-like protease SBT1.5. Gene Ontology annotation, molecular function: serine-type endopeptidase activity. Gene Ontology annotation, biological process: proteolysis. The transcript has a single exon. The record is from RefSeq and is a predicted model, not a curated record. NCBI's taxonomy places the organism in Eukaryota, Viridiplantae, Streptophyta, Magnoliopsida, Asterales, Asteraceae. Bases 177 to 2492 code for a protein of 771 amino acids.